AUGGAUCAACCUAGGCUCUGCCAAGCCACAGGCCUAAACGUGUUCCACGCCAAUGACUCUGACCAGGCUAGGAAUUGCAGCCCCGAAGAAAGUUCCAUCUACCAAGAUGGCACCCCGUUCUCCUGGAAGGUUGUCCUCACCAUCGUCUUGGCUCUCAUCACCUUGGCCACCAUAUUGUCCAAUGCUUUUGUAAUUGCCACCGUCUACCAGAGCCGUAAGCUCCACACCCCAGCCAACUAUCUCAUAGCUUCCUUGGCAGUCACUGACCUUCUGGUGUCCCUCCUUGUCAUGCCUAUCAGCACCAUGUACACUGUGACUGGGAAAUGGACUCUUGGCCAGAUUGUGUGUGACAUUUGGCUCUCUUCAGACAUCACUUGUUGCACUGCUUCCAUUCUCCAUUUAUGUGUGAUUGCCCUGGACAGAUACUGGGCCAUCACAGAUGCAGUUGAGUAUUCUACUAAAAGGACUCCAAAGAGAGCAGCAGGCAUGAUUGCCCUGGUGUGGAUCUUCUCUAUCUCUAUCUCAAUCCCUCCUUUCUUCUGGCAGCAGUCUAAAGCUGAAGAGAUGGCUAACUGUGUGGUGAAUUCAGACCACAUCUUAUAUACCAUCUAUUCCACAGUGGGGGCCUUCUAUUUUCCUACCUUGCUGCUGAUUAUCCUGUAUGGAAGGAUCUAUGUGGAAGCCAGAUCUCGGAUUUUGAAACAGGCACCAAAGAACACCGGCAAAAGGUUAACCCGAGCUCACUUAAUAACAGAUUCCCCUGGAUCAACAUCCUCUGUCACUUCUAUAAAUUGCAAGGCCUCAGAGGCAUCCAGUGAAAUGGGGUCUCCUGUAUAUACGAACCAGGUCAAAGUGAAGGUAUCCGAUGCUUUUCUGGAAAAAAAGAAGCUGAUGGCUGCCAGAGAGCGGAAAGCAACCAAGACUUUAGGGAUUAUUUUAGGAGCCUUCAUUGUGUGCUGGCUACCCUUCUUUAUCAUUAGUUUAGUGUUGCCUAUUUGUAAAGAUGCUUGCUGGUUCCACAUGGCCAUCUUUGACUUUUUCACGUGGCUGGGAUAUCUUAAUUCUCUGAUCAACCCUAUCAUCUACACUAUGUCCAAUGAAGACUUCAAACAAGCAUUUCACAAAUUGAUACGGUUCCGAUGCACAAGUUGA
This is a messenger RNA of Candoia aspera, 1152 nucleotides long. RefSeq names its product 5-hydroxytryptamine receptor 1B (gene HTR1B). The transcript has a single exon. Gene Ontology annotation, biological process: G protein-coupled dopamine receptor signaling pathway; regulation of behavior; adenylate cyclase-activating adrenergic receptor signaling pathway. NCBI's taxonomy places the organism in Eukaryota, Metazoa, Chordata, Lepidosauria, Squamata, Candoiidae. Bases 1 to 1152 code for a protein of 383 amino acids. Gene Ontology annotation, molecular function: dopamine neurotransmitter receptor activity, coupled via Gs; G protein-coupled serotonin receptor activity. The record is from RefSeq and is a predicted model, not a curated record. Gene Ontology annotation, cellular component: plasma membrane.